Messenger RNA from Nothobranchius furzeri (turquoise killifish), 2075 nucleotides. It is a transcript of the gene f11r.1, whose product is annotated as F11 receptor, tandem duplicate 1. NCBI's taxonomy places the organism in Eukaryota, Metazoa, Chordata, Actinopteri, Cyprinodontiformes, Nothobranchiidae. Gene Ontology annotation, cellular component: bicellular tight junction. Gene Ontology annotation, biological process: cell adhesion; establishment of endothelial intestinal barrier; regulation of membrane permeability. The record is from RefSeq and is a predicted model, not a curated record.
UCCCAUAACCGGAAGUGGUUCUUGUCAGGCUUGGCUCCACCUGUGGGAGCGAGUGGCUGCUGGUUCUCGGAAACAAGAGCAAAAACAAACGAGAAGAAAAAUAUUGGGAAAAAGUCGCGCGCGAGUAGAAAUGAGGUGGCUAGUUUCGGUGCUUUUGUUCUUUAGCGCAGCAGGUGUGAGCAGCUUCUCUGUCACUACCUCCAAUGCAGAUGUCAAAGUGAAGGAGAAUGCAGGAGCGGACCUGACCUGCACAGUUUCAGCCGACUUUGGUUCAAAUCCCAGAGUUGAGUGGAAAUUCGACAAACUGGGCUCUCAGACGUUUGUGGUUUUUAAUGGAGUGGUUACAGAUCCGUAUGCCAGCCGUGUGACGUUGUACUCCCGCAGUAAUUUGAGAUUCUCCAAAGUGACUCGUGAGGACACUGGAGUGUACACCUGUGAGGCGUCCAGCUCCACUAGUGGAUUACAGAAAGCCACUGUAAAGCUGACGGUAUUGGUGCCACCAUCUGUACCCAUAUGUGGAGUCCCCGAUUCGGUGACGACGGGUAAAUCUGCCACCCUGACCUGUUUUGACCCCGCUGCUUCACCCCCUCCCACAUACAGGUGGUACAAAGAUGGGACCCUCCUGCCCAGUGACCCCAGCAAGUUUGCUGGUUUCCAAAAUGCCACCUACAAACUGGACCCAGCUACUGGGAAACUGGAUUUUCCUUCUGCUGCCAAGAUGGAUUCAGGUCAGUACUACUGUGAGGUCUCCAACGAAGCUGGCCCAACUCAGAAAUGUCAAGCUCGGAGAAUGGAAGUCCGUGACUUGAACACUGGAGGAAUUGUUGCAGGGGUAAUAAUUUUUCUGCUGCUUCUGGGCCUCGUGAUAUUUGGUGUUUGGUAUGCCAAGAAGAAAGGCUAUCUGCCCACAGCAAAGACUGAAGGUAAACACAGGAUGGAUGCAGUCUACCAGCCCACAUCACAUGGUGGGGAUGAUGAUAACGGGGAAUUCAAACAGAAGUCGUCAUUUGUGGUGUAAUCAACAGUCCGCUUACAGACUUGAACUUCCCUGUUUAUUGUGAUUUUUAUAGUUUUUUUGAGUGCUGUUUCUAUACAUAUGAGUGAUGUGCUUUCAGAGUGACAAUUGAUUCAGAUAAUCUGCAGAUUAAAUACUUUUAAUAAGAAAUAAGGGAGUCUGUUUUUUUACAUUUGUCGUGUUGGGCUGAAGCAGCUGCCCAGUGCGUUUCUACUUAUGGAGUUAUUAUUAUUUUGUUUAAUCUAAAUUCUGUAUAUCCAAGGUAAUUGUUUACUAUGAAGAAGAGAGAACAAAACCUCCUAGGACUAUAUAACAAAUGCUGCUAAUUAAAAUACCUUCUCGAGUAGUUGUGCACCAACCAAGAAAUACAUUAUCUGCAGUUAUAACCUUACUUUAAUAUUUAUAACUGCAGUUUAGCUUAAAUGUUAAACUGAUGUGGCUCAGCUCUGUUGGGGUGUUCGUUUUUCUCUGAUGCAUUGUACAAAUUAGUUCUAUUGAAGGGUUAUUUUUGUAAAUAAAGCUGCGUUCACUUAGAAAAUUAUUAGACUUGGUUGUCUCAGCGCUUUUGAUGUUGAUAAAACAUUAUAUGAUAUUGUAAUGUUUUUAUUUUUUACAUUUUGUGCAUACAAAUUGUGUCACUUUUUUGAUUUGCGUAACAUCUUGUUGAAUGCAAUAUGAAAUCUUUUACUUUUUAAAUAGACAAUGAAAUUCACAAAUUUAAAAGCAUGAAUAUUUGUGCAAAAACGUGGGUUGUGUGUUUUUUAGGGAUCAGAUAGAAUAGACAUUUAUAUGAACUCGGUAGUUGUAGUUUCCAAACUCAGAAAUGUUUUUAUACACAUUUUUUUAAAAGUAAUUUGGUUGUAAUGAUUUCAACUGAUGUGAAAAUACACUAACAAUAUUUGAAAACUGCUUUUGUCAUUUCUUUUGUAAACAGGGUAUACUCCAUUAAUAAAAAUAGGUCUUUUGUGUCAAUCUCAAAAUUCACAUACUUGAUUUCAUCAUCUGCAUGAUUUUGAUGUACAGAAGUUCAUGUUGUGUCUCCAUUAAAAUUCAAUCUGUA